Molecule: messenger RNA, 2199 nt
Organism: Pochonia chlamydosporia 170
Lineage: Eukaryota; Fungi; Ascomycota; Sordariomycetes; Hypocreales; Clavicipitaceae
Product: extensin
Exons: 2
Coding region: 1-2199 (732 amino acids)
Biological process (GO): mRNA processing
Cellular component (GO): exon-exon junction complex
Molecular function (GO): mRNA binding
Source: RefSeq, a predicted model, not a curated record
AUGCCUGCACCACGACGCAGAAAGAUCGGCCACAGGCGCCGGGUCGAAGAUGAGGGCGAUGAUGACGGUCGUCCAGAUGCGCUGGAACUUGACGACGAUUCGUUGACCGAAGGCUCACUAUCCGAUGACGAUGAUGCCGGCCAAGAUAGCGAUACCAGUAACAUCGAUGAAGCUUCACCAACGUCGCUUCAUGCCUCCAAACCUGCAAAUGGCGGCGCCGCCAAAGGCCCUUCAGCAAAACCUGCAUCAACUGCGGCAAACGGCAAUGCGAAGCCAGUCUCCGACACAGACUUGAUGUUGCACGGCUUGUCCAUUGCCGAUAAAUCCGCGCCCCCUCAAGAGAUGCAGUUCGACGAGGUCGUGGUGUCGCCGCCCAAGUCUCCUUCAGCCCCCGUUAUCGUCAGCUCGGCGUCUGCCAUGCGGCAACAGCCUGCUGCCCACGUAGAGCGGCGACGACAGGAGCACGAGGAUUAUAAACGCCGGAGAGACGAGGAUCCAGCCUUUGUGCCCAAUAGGGGCUCCUUCUUCAUGCAUGACCACAGACACGCUGGGCCUGCCGCGAACGGCUUCAGACCUUUUGGGAGAGGGAGAGGAAGGGGCGGCCGUUAUGGUGUCGGCGGCCCCUUUGCUCCAUUCAGCCACAUGCAUCACCCUUCGGAUCCAACAACAAAUUCCCAAUGGACUCACGACAUGCACGAUACAGUUGCCCAACCCGUUCCUCGUCGACCUCGACAGAUGCCAGAUGAUGAAGGGCCGCCCAACGGCAAUGGGUUCAUCCCCACGUGCGAGCCAAGCACUACGCCCAUCAAUCGGACCCUAUCCACCGAAAAACAUAUCGGCAAUGCUCAAGUCCGUGUGUCACUACCGGGAAUGAAGUCUCCCGCCGUCUUCCAUGGCAUACCUGUGAAGCAGUAUACCAAAUUGCCUGAUCAUCGUCCUCCUUUGCGGCGAGACAAGCCUGUCCGAAUCUCCUUGCCCGACCAUCCUCCGCGUUACAUCUUCCCUGCCUCCGACCGAUCCUUCACCUUCAUCCCGCGUGCCCUUCGGCCAAACCAACAGCGCAUGCGCGGCAAACCUAGGUCUACUUGGGGCUCCAUCGGCGGCGGCGGUUUUUCGAGGCGGACCAGUGUUUUCGGGGGUAGCUACUAUGGAAGCGCAUACUCGCCCAGCGUGGCUCUCAGUCGUCGAUCAUCUGUCGCCCAGGAGCGCGACUUCAUGUUCUCUCCGACAGGAUCCGUCAUUUCUAGGCCACCAAUGCCAGCUGAUAACGUUCGACCCGUAGUCCGACUCCCACCAAGCGCUGCAGCUCAACCUCCCAUGCCUGUGCAGGUACCGGCACCAGUACCUGUCCACAUGCCGGCACCGGUCCUGGCCCAGGAACAUGCUCCUGUUCAUGUGCCACCAACCGAGCAGCCGAGUGAUGCGGCAGAGUCGUCGAUUAACGAGAUUCCCCCGCCGCAAACGCACCCUCUUCCUCAGAAACCGACGGUACAGGAGAAUCGGCCAAGCUCUAUCCCUAUGCACCAACCCCGGCCACAGAAGAACAUUUCUGUUGCGGAUAUUGAGUCUCCUACAAUGACGCAGGGAGUUGGCUCCCAAGCCUUCCAGGGAGCCUUCCACCAGCAGGUUCCAGUGCAGGUAGCCAACGGGUACGGGCAGGAACCGCACACACGGAGGCCGUCGUAUCCCUCUCAACAGUCAACUGGAACACCACUGUCUCACAUCCCAGAGAGAGCUAUUCAUGCUGCACCAUUCCAACCUCAUACGUACGGGCAGCCGCAGUACUAUAGCCAGCAAGUGUACCCAACCCAGCCGCAGCAGGGAUACUACUAUCCUUCUGGAUAUUCUGGGCCCAACAUGACACCAUCUGCACCGGCGCCUGGUUUUGUACCCGGUGGCCAGCCUGGAAAUGUGUCUGGAGGCUUUGCUCCCCAGGGACAGCCGGAUCAAGGACCAGCUUCACACGGCCACGGGCAUAACCCUUCAUCUGGUUCGAACCUGGUGGCGCAAGAGGUGAACGGUAUGGUGUACUAUUACGAUGCCAGUCAGAUUGCGCCAGUCAGUUCCUACCCACCGCCAUACUCUGCGCCCCAAGGGUACCAACCCAGUGUCAUGGGCAUGGGAGGAAUGGUGACGCCAAGCCCUGACGGAUUUUACUACCCUCAACAUGCAUCCGGAAUGGUUUAUUAUCCACAGUAG